Molecule: messenger RNA, 2868 nt
Organism: Medicago truncatula (barrel medic)
Lineage: Eukaryota; Viridiplantae; Streptophyta; Magnoliopsida; Fabales; Fabaceae
Exons: 8
Coding region: 1-2868 (955 amino acids)
Molecular function (GO): protein dimerization activity
Source: RefSeq, a predicted model, not a curated record
AUGGACUCAAAUAAUGCAUCCAAGGUUGGAUGUCGUUUCAAUGGUCGAUUACGUCAUCAACAUGCCGCUGUUCCACGGCCCAUUGUAGACAACAACAAGAAAUAUAACAAUAAUAAUUAUAGGGAUGAUUUUAUUGGACCUGGAUCACCAAGUUUUAGAGAAUAUUGUACUGAUUAUGAUUCUGUGGAUAGAAGUUCUAUGGUAGAUUCUAAUGAUUAUACUGAAUCUGGAGAAAGCAUGAAGAAUAGUAGUAGUGAUGAAGAUUCAGCAAAACCAGGAAAUGAGAAAAGUAGUCAUUCCAGCAAGGAACCUGAUAAGAAAGAGAGAAGAGGACGAGGAGGAUUUAGAAAUGCCAUGCAUAAGGGAAAGGCGAGAGGAGGGAGAAGGAAUCUUCUUAACUUUGCUUGCUACAACUCUAGCACUCAGUCUUACGCUGAAGUUUUCUGUCACCGUAACUACAAAAACCCAUCAACGAGAGUACGAGACCCACCUUCCCUCCGCAAAUUGACUGUGCGCUCUCUCCCUCCAUCGACGGCGGAGUCUCUCCCUCCAACGACACCGACAUCUUUUCGAUUUCUUCUUCAAGAUUUGAGAAUGUCUCCUCCUUCUCAGGAAGUAACAGACGGUAAUGCUCCUAAUUUAUCCACCAAUGCCAGUGCUACACAACAAGAAUCUGUUGCUCCAAGCCGCGGGAAAACUGAUCCGGCAUGGGAGCAUUUUUCAUUCAGGAAGGAAGGUGAAUCUAAUGUAUUCACUUGUAUCCAUUGCUUGUUAGAAUAUAGAGGAGGCGGUAUAUGUAGAAUGAAGUUUCAUCUUGCAGGAAUAAAGGGUAACAUAGCUGCUUGUAAGAAAGUUCCUCAUGAUGUUCGUCAUCAAUUCAUCCAGAUAAUAAAGAAUAACAUGCAAAAAAAGAACACUUCUGAUCUCAAUGAUGCAUACGAGGAAGAAGUAGAUGUGGUUCAACCUAGCCAAGUGAUUUCUAAAAAAAGAAAAGCCACCGGUGAAAUUGAAAGUUUCUUUGCUCCAAGGACAACUCCAGGCUCCCAACCAACGCUAAAAAGUGUAAUGUCUAGUAAGCAAACAAUACACAAAGCUAAGAUGGCUAUUGCUAGAUGGUUUUUUGAUGCAAACAUUCCAUUCAAUGCAAUAAAGUCACCAUAUUUCCAAGCUGCCGCAGAUGCAAUUGCUGCUAUUGGUCCAGGUUUCAAAGUUCCAACAUAUCAUGACUUAAGGGUUAACCUGUUGGGAGAUUGCAAGAGAGAGUGUUCGUUACUUGUUGAAAGUUAUCGAUCUAAAUGGGCUAAGAAUGGUUGUACAAUCAUGGCUGAUGGGUGGAGCGACCAAAAGCAUAGAACUUUGAUAAACUUUCUAGUUUAUUGUCAUGAAGGUAUGGUAUUUGUGAAGUCGAUUGAUGCAUCAGCUGUAGUGAAGGAUGCCCCAACAUUAUGUAACAUGUUUACUGAAGUUAUUGAAUGGGUGGGACAUCAAAAUGUUGUUCAUAUAGUGACAGACAAUGCAGCCAAUUAUGCAGCUGCUGGUCGAUUGAUCCAUGAUAAAUAUAAGUCAAUUUUUUGGUCUCCUUGUGCUGCCCAUUGUUUGAAUCUACUCUUGAAGGAUAUAUCUAUAAUGCCUCAUGUUGCUGAGCUUGCAUCGAAGGCUUCAAAGGUGACUGUGUUUGUUUACAAUCACAUUAUAUUCUUGUCUUGGUUAAGAAAAAGGGAAGAUUGGAAAGAAAUUGUUCGUCCAGGAGUUACUCGUUUUGCUACUACUUUCAUUACAUUAAAAAGUUUGUUUGAUCACAAACAUGAUUUACAAGCUUUAAUGGUGGACAAACAUUUUACUACCCAUAAGUUAGCAAAGUCUGUAGCAGGGAAAAUUGUUAGUGAUAUUGUGUUGGAUUCUAAAUUUUGGAGUGACUGUUUUAUGAUUGCGAAGCUUAUGGCUCCGAUCAUAAAACUCCUAAGAAUUGUAGAUGGGGAUGCAGUUCCUUCCAUGCCUUAUGUUUAUGAGGGCAUGCGGAGGGCAAAGAAUGCCAUACAAGAAAUGUUUAGGAAAAAGGAGGCAGCCUAUAAACCAUACACAGAUAUAAUCAAGGCUAGGUGGGAUAAACACUUCAAACACAAUCUUCAUGCAUCUUCUUACUUUCUUAAUCCUCGGUGCCUUUAUGGUGAUAACUUUGAUGAUAAGGAUAGGGUUACAGCAGCACUUCUUCAGUUAAUUGAAAUAAAAUCAAUUUGUCCGGACAUUGCCAAAGCCCUUCAAGAGAUUCAAGUGUAUCGUGAUCGGAAAGGUAGUUUCAGUCGGGAAAGUGCUAUUAAUGGGAUGAAGACAUUAGAACCUGCCGAAUGGUGGAAAUUGUGUGGGGGCAGUGCUCCAAUUUUGCAAAAGAUGGCAAUUCGGAUUCUUAGUCAGACUUCUUCAUCAUCGGGGUGUGAGAGAAAUUGGAGCGUCUUUGAACGUAUCCAUACAAAGAGAAGGAAUAGACUUGAGCAUCAAAGGCUUAAUGAUCUUGUCUAUGUUGCUUAUAACUUGCGUUUGCAAAACAGGUGGAAACCAAAGAAGUUAUGUUACGAUCCCAUUGAUUAUGAAUCUAUUGACAUAGUUGAUUUUUGGGUGCUUGAGGAUGAAGAAGCUCCUCCUGAACUUGAUAUUGAUGAGAUUGAGAAUCUUCUUUAUCGUGGUGAUAAUGCGAUUCCAAUUGUUGGUGAUUCAUUGAGAAACAAUCAAGGUGACGAUCAAUUUGAUACUAUGGAGUUUCAAGUUGAUGAAGACAGUGGUGUUGAUGGAGAUGAUGGUGUUGAAGAUAUUGUCAUUCCGAGUGUCAUAAUUGAUUAUGGAGCAACAAGCCUCGAUGACUAUAACGAUUGA